Molecule: messenger RNA, 575 nt
Organism: Manduca sexta (tobacco hornworm)
Lineage: Eukaryota; Metazoa; Arthropoda; Insecta; Lepidoptera; Sphingidae
Exons: 3
Coding region: 228-575 (115 amino acids)
Source: RefSeq, a predicted model, not a curated record
CAUACGAUGACUAGACGAACUGAAGUGUAGACUUUAACCGAAUAUUGUCAAAAAAUUAAGAGUAUGCAUGGACCAUAAAUGAUCAAGUUGUUAUGAUGUCAUAUUUCACGGUAAUAGUAAAAUUUCCGUUUAAUUGUGAGUGAUAAUAAAGGUUAUUACAGGCUUGGUUGGAAUUGUUAAUACCCGGAACAAAUCAGAAACCAGUUGACAAAAAUAGCGUACACAAUAUGUUCAUACUAAAAUACAUAUGUGUUUUUUGCGCUGCCAUUACAUUAGUGCAUUGUAUUUUAGAUGAUAAAGUCAAAGACAACACUAAAAACGUGAGCAUGACAACAAACCUCAACAAUUAUGCAUACAAAAAGAUGAAUCGAAGAGCAGUGUUGAUAAUUGACAGUGAUAAUGCACUGAGAAAUCGUGAUUCAAAACGGAAGAAUGUGGAAAGUCUGCGAUACGAGGAGUACGACGAAGACGGCAAGAAGUUAAAUGAAUUCAUGAUGUAUAAUCUCGAAGAUGUGUCCCGUUUUUUUAAAGCGUAUCUCGGCACUGAGAUAUGCCAUGUGAAAUGCGAAGAGUAG